Molecule: messenger RNA, 2281 nt
Organism: Planococcus citri (citrus mealybug)
Lineage: Eukaryota; Metazoa; Arthropoda; Insecta; Hemiptera; Pseudococcidae
Product: zinc finger protein 286A-like
Exons: 12
Coding region: 789-1937 (382 amino acids)
Source: RefSeq, a predicted model, not a curated record
AUUCAUUCAGCAGUGUAAUUUUAUCGAAGUUUUCCUGUUCAAUCAAUAUAGAUUUAUUGAAUAGUUUUUCGAAAGAAGAAUCCGCAAGACGAGUGCAUAAGUUUACAAACCAUAACUCGAGGCAGUUCAGAGAUAAUGCUUGUCCAUCUGGACUUAGAAGUGAACCUAACGAAAAUGAAGCCGAAAUUGAAGAGCUAUUCGAGAAAAAUGAAGACUUAUGCGUUGUAUGUGGAUUUGUCUCAGUCAACGAAUUUUUUAGUUUUCCAAGUGAUGUUGACACUCGAAAGAAGUGGGCUACCUUCUGCGACGUACCUCUUGACAAGAUAAAACCGUAUUUUCGCCUUUGUGACAGACACUUUAAACCUUAUGAUUAUCGAAUUCAACGCAAAUUAUUAAUACAGACAAGUAGUGUUCCAACAUUGCAACCAAAACUGAAAAAUUCCAUCAACAUUUCCAACUCAACGUCGAAUGAAAAUACAUCGAAAAAUGCGAUAUACAGCCCUGUCGUCCAAGGUAAUCUUCGAUCUGAAGUUCUCAGAUUAAAAACCCGUUGUUCACUUCUCGAAGACACUGUAGCUGAAUUGAAAAGAAGAAUCGACCGACAAGACGAGAGAUGCUCUGUUGUACCAGCUGAAAUUGACAGAAACAUAGCACAACAUACUCGUGACCGAAGAUUGACGAUUUAUUCUUCAGAAAAACCGGAGCACAGCUCUUCUGAAGAAGUGGCAACUGCAAGCAUAGAAAUCAUCGGAAAUGUUACAGAAGUUACUUGUCACGCAAAUUUGACCAUGUGUUCCGAAGUAGAGUAUAUGAACAGUCUUUCCAACGCAGACGCGGCGCGGCCUGAAGACCAUUCGAAAAAAGAUUUUCCAGGAAUGUCGAAUGACGAUCUGCAUAAUACGCAAGGAAAACUUGAACAACAUUCUGAAGAAAUUGCGCUCGUAGAACCUGUAGAAAAGGUUGCAGACGAAGAUGGUUACUCAGGUUACUCUACAGAUUCGAGCAUGCCUCCCCUAGAAAUACCGAGCGAUGAACUCCACACUUCGGAGGGACCACUAGAAACAUUUUCUGAAGAAGAGGAUUCCGCCUCAAAAGAUUCACGGAACUGUUUCUCUAAUUCGACAAAAGCGACGGAUGAUGUGUUCUUGAACGUACUCGAUGACAACAAGGUUGUCAGUGGUAUUUCGGUCAGUCCUCAAAUUAACCGUCAAUUGCGUAAGGAUGAUACCGCUGCCAAUUCAAAUAAUGAACAAUUUCAUAAAGCCCACGUUGGGAAAACAGUGCGGAAGGAACAAGUGCAAGUGACGAGCGAACAACCAAACUGUAAUAAUGAGCUGAAUGUGUGCCAGCGCAAUGGACUGGGAUCCUCUUCUGCUGAGUGCACGAAACGUCGAGAAAAUGGUGAUGAGGGCAGAAUUACUCAUUCUGCAAAAAAUAAAAAAGAACUUCCUAGCCCAGCUACCACGAUACAAACCUCGGACAGUGUUCUUAAAAAGGUACCAGAAGCAUUGACACGAGAUUCACCUGCAUACCGUUGCAAUAUUUGCGAUAAAACGUUUUCCAAGGCAUGGCGUUGGUUUCAACACCCGCGAGACCAUUUGAAGCGGUUUCAGUGCCGAAAGUGUGGCAAACGGUAUGCUUUGAAAUGGUACUUCAUUAAACAUCAAGCAUCUCAUACGGAACAGAAACCCUACAAAUGCGUCAUUUGUGAUGCACGAUUCAAGCACUAUAAAAGUAAAUUAAAGCACGAACGACGUUUUCAUGCGGAUGCCACUUGUUUUGAGUGUGUUGCUUGCGAGAAAAUGUUUAACGAUAAAAAAUCCAUAAUUUACCACUUGAGGGUAGAUUCUGGUCAGAAACCGCCGUUUCGUUGCCAAUCAUGUGGCAAAAAAUGUAUCUUCAUGGUUAAAAAACCCGAUAUUACAUCUCGUAUAUAGGGUUGUGAAAAUUGUAUUUAUUUAAUAAAAUGUAUCACCUAGUUCAUUAGAAAUUUGUACCUAUUGUAUCCCUUCCUAUGGUGUAAAAAAUUGAGGUACCUACCUAUAUUUAAAAGAUAAGAUUAUUCGAGAGAUCUGUUCAACUUUUGGAGGUUUCGAUAUACUUAGUUUGAUUUUAUUCUAGUAAGAGUACAGUCGUUUUACAAUUUUGUACCUGCUAUGUGUACUUAAUAUUUUUUGUGUAUUUUUAAUAUUUUUAUAUGUUUUGAAUUUCGAGUGUUUAAAUUCGAGUUAAAUGAUUUAUUUGAUUUUUCGAGUUAUGAAAUAAAAAGAUUUAUGAUUUG